AUGGAGAGAGGAGAAGGCAACAGUUCAGUCCUACAAGGUCCCAACUGUACCCACUCAGAGGAAUACAAAUUCACCACCUACACCGUGGUCUUCAGCCUGGUCUUUAUUUUUGGUCUUUUAGUCAAUGUCGGCGCUCUGUAUGUCUUCUGUAAGCUCUCUGUGAAGAAUCGUCUCUCUACCAUUUUUCUUAUCCACCUUGCUGUAUCAGAUCUCAUCUUCAUCCUUACACUGCCGCUACGGAUCGCCUUUUACUUCAGCGACUCAACUGGUAUGCAGGAAUCUCUUCCCAGUUCCACAAUGUUACACUUGACCCUCGCUUGCCGUUUCUCCACCUUCAUGUUCUACAUCAGCAUGUAUUGCAGCAUCUUCUUUCUGACAGCCCUCAGCAUGUGCCGCUACCUGGUGCUAGCGGGUCGAAUUCGGCUCCAGAAUAGCGAGGCUUGCAAAUGGGCUCACUUCCUGUGCUGGGGAAUCUGGGUCUUUGUGGUAGGCGGAAACAUUUUAUACCUUGCUAUAACCUCUGGAUUCAGCAUGCGGGCAGAGGGAUGCCUGGAACCAACAGGGAAAGACUCCUGGGCUUUGCUGUAUCAUCUGAACCUGGUGGUACUGGUGAUCUGCUUUUUGCUUCCGCUAACAGUGGUAUUGAUUUGCUAUUCCCUCAUGAUCAGACACAUCUUGAGGAUCCGGGCUGGACAAAGGCAGCGUGACGUGGCUCUGAUCUGCUUGGUGCUUCUAAUCUUCUGUCUUUGUUUCCUCCCUUACCACAUCCAACGCACGCUGCACCUCCACUACAUGAUGCACCAGCACACGGCGACGUGCCAGUUGCUGGCCACCUUGCAGAAAUCGGUGGUGGUGACGCUGUGCUUUGCAGCAGUCAACAGUUGCCUGGAUCCGCUUCUCUUCCUGUUUGUGGGCCAUGGAUUCAAAGCCGUCAUAAAUAAGUUCAUUGCUCAUGUGCACCUUUCUUGUGCACUAGAGAAUACCAGUUUGAGUUCCACGGCUCCAGCUGUUGUGCAGCUACCAUUGGUUGGAGAACCAAAUACUACAGACAGGGACCAAGCUUCCUCUCGGGAGUUGCCACUGUCCCAGAAAAGCGAUACUGAUGUUUGA
Molecule: messenger RNA, 1110 nt
Organism: Ictalurus furcatus (blue catfish)
Lineage: Eukaryota; Metazoa; Chordata; Actinopteri; Siluriformes; Ictaluridae
Product: cysteinyl leukotriene receptor 2-like
Exons: 1
Coding region: 1-1110 (369 amino acids)
Biological process (GO): G protein-coupled receptor signaling pathway
Cellular component (GO): plasma membrane
Molecular function (GO): G protein-coupled receptor activity
Source: RefSeq, a predicted model, not a curated record